Adineta ricciae is the source of this 837-nucleotide messenger RNA. Lineage: Eukaryota; Metazoa; Rotifera; Eurotatoria; Adinetida; Adinetidae. The record is from the annotation of a GenBank genome assembly.
AUGUCAAUUUGGGAGGAUGUAGCUGUAGCAACACCGCUAGAAUAUCCAAAUAAACAAUCUCCAACAAAUGCUGAAUUAGCUCUUAAACGGCACACAGCAAAACUUGGCUUGACAAAUCACGCCAGAAGAAUUAAGCCGGAGGGCAGCGUUCAAAAGUCAUUGACAAAUGUUUACUCAUCAACGGAACACUAUAACCAGCAUAGUAGUCUGUCAACUCCUCGAUCACAGGAAUGGUUUUAUGAAGAAAAGGACAGUCUAACUAAACGAAAGCGUUCAUCGAAAUCCGGUUGCUCAGCGUGCAUAACAUCAACUCCAUGUCGAUACAUCACAAUUGGUGUUUUCUUGGGAUUGUUAUUAAGUUUAGCUGCGAUAAUUCCUCUUCUCAUUCUCUGGAAAACAGCAGGUUCUGGAACAAGUACAAGUGGAUCCAACUCGGGCACUUCAUCUUUGUCGAGCUCACUAAUAUCUCCCGGUCUCAAGACUUAUACUACCAUUGAUCAAUGUUCUACCUACUUUUGUGAUGAACGCCUUUUUUUCGAGACAAAUAUGACUUCGACAGAGCUCGCAUUGAAAAUAACGGUUCAACGCACGGGCAAUGCAACGUACACCAAUGCAUUUAACAAUUACAGUCCAAUAUUGAGUUUCAACUGUACCGACAGCAGUUCCUAUUUUGAAUGUUUUUUCUUCCUUCAAUCUGGUCAAUUACCUGCUGGUAACUAUACAGCAGCUGUUCAAUUCGGUCUUUCGAACCUAAAUCAUACCUCCAGUAUGGAUACAUAUUCCAUUUCAACAAAGAAUAUCUGUGGAACUGUCGCUACAGCCUCCGGACAUUUUUAA